UAUAUAAUCUUGCAAAAACUCCAAUGUCAGAUUAACGUCAAAACUGGUACAUUGUUGUCAACUGGCAUACAUGGAAAGUAUUUACAGUGAUAGUAAUACCGUAUGCAACAGACCUCUGUUUCUCUCUCACGCAAGCCGCGAACAUUGUUGCUAAAAGGGACGUUGAAUCACCAGCCUGCAGGUCUCCACAACCACACUGACACGAGGUUUUCUCCCAAACGCAAGACUUCAAACCUUCCCCUUUAUUUUCUCCUCUUCCACUUUAUACCUCCUAUUCGGUCCUACAUGUUCUGCAGCAAAGGGGGACAAACGCUGACCCCCAGUGGAAAAGGACUAUUAAGAAGAGUUUUUUGGUUUUUUUUUUUUUUUUCAGAUGACUGUAAUCAAUUGAUGGUUUACAGGAAAAGGAAUCUCUCUGAUCUAUCUCUCAGGUCUUCACUCGUUAUGGCAAAUGUUACACCUUUAAUGCCGGGGGUAAUGGCCGCCCUCAACUCAUAACCACCAAAGGCGGAAUGGGUAACGGACUGGAACUCAUGUUGGAUAUCCAGCAGGAUGAAUACCUGCCCGUCUGGGGAGAAACCGGUGAGUCAGAACGCCAUUUACAGAUUGAAAGGAUCUCCCGCUUCCAUUGCGGACUGGGCUGCACUCACACUGACUUUUUUUUUCCCAUUUGUCACUAUUCAGAUGAGACGUCGUUUGAAGCUGGGGUCAAAGUGCAGAUUCACAGUCAAGAUGAACCUUCUUUCAUCGAUCAGCUCGGUUUCGGAGUGGCUCCUGGAUUCCAAACGUUUGUCUCUUGUCAGGAACAGAGGCUGAUAUAUCUUCCACCACCUUGGGGUGACUGCAAGGUGACACCCAUGGAGUCGGACUUCUUUGACACGUACAGCAUCACGGCCUGUCGUAUUGACUGUGAAACACGCUACCUGGUGGACAACUGCAACUGCCGCAUGGUGCACAUGCCAGGUGAUGCACCCUACUGCACUCCGGAGCUCUACAAAGAAUGUGCUGAUCCCGCUCUUGAUUUCCUGGUGCAGAGAGACAAUGAUUUCUGUCUGUGUGAAACGCCGUGCAACAUGACCAGAUACAGCAAACAACUGUCCUUUGUAAAAAUCCCCAGCAAGGCCUCUGCUAAAUAUCUGGCAAAGAAAUACAACAAAUCCGAGCAGUACAUCAAGGAAAACCUCCUGGUGCUGGACAUCUUUUUUGAAGCACUCAACUAUGAAACAAUUGAACAGAAGAAGGCCUAUGAAGUGGCGGGAUUAUUAGGUGAUAUCGGUGGUCAAAUGGGACUUUUUAUUGGUGCGAGCAUACUCACCAUUCUGGAGCUCUUUGACUAUCUCUAUGAGGUGUUAAAGUACAAGCUGUGUCGCUGCUCCGACAAAAAGCACAAACACAGCAACAAUGAUCAGGGUACGGUACUGAGCCUUGAUGAUGUCAAGUGUCACGUCAGUAACUUCCACUAGUUGCCCAGAAUCUCAAGAGUCCUCACAGAUUCUGUUCAGUGCUACCAGCCAACAGGAAAAGUGUCUCAACUGCGUCGGACCUUUUGCAGAAGUGAAGAAAUAAGACACUCGGAUCGCAGGACUGCAGUGAGAAACACGAGUGAUUGAACCGUGUGGCAAUUUCUCAUAAAGGUUCUUUUGACACGUGCUGGAGC
Syngnathoides biaculeatus (alligator pipefish) is the source of this 1657-nucleotide messenger RNA. Its product is annotated as acid-sensing ion channel 1B-like. Bases 513 to 1463 code for a protein of 316 amino acids. Gene Ontology annotation, cellular component: membrane. NCBI's taxonomy places the organism in Eukaryota, Metazoa, Chordata, Actinopteri, Syngnathiformes, Syngnathidae. The record is from RefSeq and is a predicted model, not a curated record. The transcript has 7 exons. Gene Ontology annotation, biological process: sodium ion transmembrane transport.